Penicillium taxi is the source of this 1560-nucleotide messenger RNA. RefSeq names its product protein ergS (gene ergS). Lineage: Eukaryota; Fungi; Ascomycota; Eurotiomycetes; Eurotiales; Aspergillaceae. The transcript has a single exon. Bases 1 to 1560 code for a protein of 519 amino acids. Gene Ontology annotation, biological process: phospholipid homeostasis. The record is from RefSeq and is a predicted model, not a curated record. Gene Ontology annotation, molecular function: aminoacyltransferase activity.
AUGAAGAAAGAGAAGCGUGGACGAGCUCGUCAGGCAAACCCCGCCAAUCAUGUACCAAAGCAAAAGAAGUCAAUGUUAUUGGAUGAGCUGGGUAACGCGCUAGUUGAUGAAAUUCACAAUACUUCCAGCUUGGAUAGACCGCUGAAUGUUCCCAACGGGUCUAUUAUUGACUACCUGCGGAGUCAUUCCCUCGUAACCUCGACGGGUUCCACUACUGAGACCAGCUCUAGUGCUAGUAACAGUUGCUCAUUAACUCGGACUGAUAGCACUGCGCUCACUAGCCCGGACGAUCACUCUGUCUCUGAUAUGACUAUCACGCCAUUGAUAGCCACAAAGAUACUUGUCGGUAGUAUAAUCCGCAGCAAAGAGUCUCUCCGCACCGGCCCCAACGCUCGCCAACCAGGCGAUGUCUGCUCGCUGGGUGACUUCUCCACAACCGCCGCUAUCCUGCGCCUGACAGGCCAGUACGGGCGCGUAGCACACAUGGGCAUCCUCGACCACAGCUACAGAUUCUUCGUGAACCAAGAACAAACAGCCGCACUAUCAUUCAGAGUACACAAUCGCGUCGCGAUUGUGGGUGGAGACCCGCUCUGUGAACGAAGUGCAACGUCAGAUCUGCUGGAUGGAUUCGCAAAAUACCGGAAACAACACGGAUGGGAUAUAGCUUUCAUGGGAGUCAGUGAGUCAUUUAUUCAGGAACAUGCUCAACCAAGAGGAUGGAUGACCAUUCGUUUCGGCACUGAGCGUGUUCUCAACCCAUUGACAAACGACGUCCUUCACGAGAACAGCAGUAAACGCAUCGCUGUCCAGAACCGACAGUUACUUCAUCCGCAAAAGGGGAAGAUCACAAUGGGCGCUUAUGCCCCAGCAGUCCACGGAGUGCAAUCCCACCUCGAGGAAGAACUAGUCGCUAUUUACGACUCUUGGCGCGCCACGCGCAACGAAGCCGCCGGUCCACAGGCGUUCAUCACCGUAUACAACCCAUUCGCGCUACCUACUAUCAUGACUUUCGUGUAUAGCCGUGGGCCAGACGGUGCAAUCAAUGGCUUUGCAGCAAUACGCCGUCUCGGCUCUGGUGGCUACCAUAUUGAUCCAUACAUUGCGGCCCCAGGCAGUCCAAAGGGAAUCAGCGAUCUGCUUAUCGUCGGCGCCAUGGCUCUCCUCCAUCAAGCAGGGGUCUCAUAUUUAGGCUUUGGAUUCGAACCUGUGUCGACACUCUCACUCGAGGAUAUCACCGGCAUACGAGGCCCUUUCGCAGGCAUCACACGCAACUUGUACGAACAUGCCUGCCAGCGGCUUCCGAUCCACGGCAAGAAAGCAUAUCACGACAAGUUCCGGCCUGAUUCUCCCCAAGACUCCGGACUUUUUCUCGCUUUUCCUACCAGUAUUCCCAAGCCACGGUAUAUGCUUGCUAUGAUGCAUAUGGCUAAUGUUAGCUUGCGCAAAGUGGUUUGGGCUGAUCUACGGUCUCGGGUGGCGACUCGCAAGUCAAAAUCAAAGAUCGUGCCUGAUUUAUCCAAAGACCCGGAGAAGAAAGUUCCUGUGGAUGUGGAGAAGUAA